AUGGAGCUCGGCGAAUACGCGCUACGUCUUAUCUGCACAUUUCUCAGCUACACGUUUCACACACAGCUAGCGAGGAGCAGCGGCGUGUUUUUGCCAGCGGCAGCCGAAGACGUCGUCGUCGAGUCCGCCGUCAGCGACAGCACGACCGAGACGACGGCCGACGAGAUAAGGAUGCCAGCGGUGCCCUUGACCGAGCAGGUCAUGGAGCACAAUAUACUGGUGAGCGACCUGCCCGUCGUGGACGAGCCGACGGACGCGCCAGACCCCGGCUGGGACAAGAACCGGGUGAUCCGCGACGUCGCAUAUUUUAUCCGCGCUCACAAGUUCCACGACUACGAUCGCCGGUACUACAAGAGCGCGGGGGAGGCCACGAGCAGGCUCUACGAAGAGUUCCCCAGGCCCGGGCUGAGGUCCCUGCACUGGGAAGUGCGCAAGUACUGCGACGCGAGCUUCGUCGAGUGCCUCAAGUAUCUCGAAAGGAUCAUUAAGCUGACGGCCCUGAGGCGCGAGGACGACACCGUCACGGUCAUGAGGGAGCAGAAGUGGAGCCUGGCGAACAAUACCGAGCAGAUCUUGGCCGCUCAAAGGGAUUGCCAGUCGUCUCAAAGGCGGGACAAUCUCACCAUGAUCCCCUUUCAGGGUCCAAUCGAACGCUUCCAAUGGCGCACCAGCGUCAGCUAUUACAUGUGCUGGUACACGAUGCAAGGCAUCGCGGAUUUAGCUGUCUUCGGCGAGCCCUGCGACAAUCACGCCAACUGCCUGGAUGAAUACGGCGCUCAUAACAAGGAUCCACGGGCGGACGACACGAAACCGUACGCUUGCGCCCUGUACAGUUUCUGUCCGGACCAUUGUUGCCCCAUGAAGCACAUUCGCUCCAUGAAAGACUGCUUCCAGUCGCGGCGCAAUCCUUGCCACGCUGAGAAUCGCCCAGCGCAUCGGAGGUGCUCGCUGCAUCGCGACGAGAACCGCAACUUCCAGGCGCUCAGGUCGAAUCGGAUAAACGUGAGCUGCGAAUGCCAGCGGCCCGGCUACGAGUGGUCCUCCAGGUUCGGCCUGUGCGUCGAUGUGAACGAAUGCUCCCGUGGCGCGCACAAUUGCACGCUGCACGCGGGUGAGAACUGCCUCAACCUGGCCGGCGGUUUCGCUUGCAUAUGUCAGCUCGGUUACGCGUACAGUCCGACGGCGGGACGCUGCGUUCACGAUCCGGGCUUCGAGAGGAUGCUGAAGGGCGACGAGGACGAGCCGACGAGUGCGGAGACGAAGCGUCGCCUGUUAGACGAGAUUAUUCGUUUCAUCACGAGAUCCUCCGCGGGCGGCCCCGUGAGCGCAACGUCUCAUAUUUGCGUUUCAUUAAUUUUAAUUGUGUUAAUGCACGGCGAUGUGUAAGUCGGAGAAGGCUUCAUUUGACUUUCGUCUUAAUCCGACCCGAGUUUCUCCUGCGCCGCGCCGCCCAACGUUUCCGUCCGACGGAAACAUGUUUUCCGAAGAAUGUCUAAUGAGCUGCGUGUGUAAUCACAAAUCCGUUAUAACCACCGAGUUUUUGCAGAGAAGAAAUACGCGCGGAGGAACUGCUUAUUUUAUCCGGAAUAUACGCCAGACGGUCUUACAAUCACUUGAAGUAUUUUUAUUGUCCUCAUUUCAUUAUUUAUCUACGUUCGAAUAGAUCGAACGACCGAUUAAGACAAUGUCGCGCAUAAUUCAAGAUAAUUCAAGAAGAUUGGUUUAUUAUCGCUU
Harpegnathos saltator (Jerdon's jumping ant) is the source of this 1734-nucleotide messenger RNA. RefSeq lists its product as uncharacterized. The coding region runs from base 1 to 1386 and encodes 461 amino acids. The record is from RefSeq and is a predicted model, not a curated record. NCBI's taxonomy places the organism in Eukaryota, Metazoa, Arthropoda, Insecta, Hymenoptera, Formicidae. The transcript has 3 exons. Gene Ontology annotation, molecular function: calcium ion binding.